Molecule: messenger RNA, 4223 nt
Organism: Syngnathoides biaculeatus (alligator pipefish)
Lineage: Eukaryota; Metazoa; Chordata; Actinopteri; Syngnathiformes; Syngnathidae
Gene: vasnb
Product: vasorin b
Exons: 3
Coding region: 224-2290 (688 amino acids)
Cellular component (GO): plasma membrane
Molecular function (GO): protein binding
Source: RefSeq, a predicted model, not a curated record
CGCUUUGGAGGCAGGCAGGCAGGCAGGCAGGCAGGCAGGCGCGCGGCAGCAGUUUCCGAGUGCCUUGGAACCGAAACCGGCUCCGCUUUCCAGACGCGACACUUGUGGACUUUACCGCUCGGAUGGAAACACAACGCAAGUGAAGUUUGGAGGUCGAGGCGUCCCGAAAUCCGACAGCGCCAGAGCACGACGCGUCUUUCACAGGGCUGAGCCGUGGACAAGAAUGUGCACGAUGAAGGUCUUUCUGCCCCUGCUGAGCCGCCUCCUGAUCGUCCUCGCAAUUCCCGGAGCCGUCUUGUCCAGUGAAUGCCCAAAGGACUGCUCCUGUUCCACACCGGAUUCCAUCUUGUGUUUCCAGAGACGUUCCGCCGCCUUUCCUCAGAGAGUGCCAGCGGUGACAAGGAGCCUCUACCUAUUUGCGAACGGCAUCGAGGGCUUAUCCGCCCAGGACUUUGACGGUCUUGAGAACUUGGAAAUGCUUGACCUCAGCCAAAACAAACUGACAGAACUUUCUGAUGGGGUCUUCCUAUCGCUCACCUCUUUGAAAAACCUGGACUUGUCAUCGAACCAAAUAACUCACAUUUCCGAGGAAUGCUUCCAAGACAUGGUACUGCUUGAGCGGCUCUAUUUGUACAGCAACCACAUCAAGACCAUCCACCCUGCUGCGUUUAAUGGGUUGAAGAACUUGUUGGAGCUCAAAUUGCAGGGCAACAGGUUGACGUCUCUGCCUGUUCUCGCGAUGCCUCAACUGCUCCUGCUGGAUCUUCGUUUUAACGUCUUACCUACAUUAGGCCCUUCUGACCUCCAAACCCCAAAUCUCGAGUCCCUCAAACUGGGUGGUGUGGGACUAACUGACCUGAAUUCUGAGCUCAUCGGGAGCCUAAAGAAUCUCCAUGAACUGGAUGUCUCAAGAAACCAACUGGAGGUUUUGCCACCCAUCCUGAAAGAAAUUAGUGGUCUGAUUUAUCUCAACCUGGCUGGGAACCCCAUGGGGACUCUUAAGUUUCAGGAUCUGAAGAAUCUAGAAGAGUUGAAAGAGUUGGACAUUAGCAGUCUAAGUCUGCAAGGCCUCCCAGAGGAUUUUGCACAGCUAUUCCCUCACCUCAGAAAGCUGACGGUGGCAGAAAACCCCUUCAACUGCCUGUGUACCUUAGCCUGGCUGCCGGGCUGGCUCCGAGGCCAAAGCAUCGCCCUGGAGAGAACGGAGGAGACGCGCUGCCACUUCCCUCCGAUCAAUGCCGGCAAGGUAGUGGAAAGACUGGAGCAUCGUGAUUUUGGCUGCCCUACUACAACUACACAAACUAAGACCACAGUGAAAACUACAGCCGCUGUGCCUGUCACGACCUUAGAGAGCACUACUACAGCCGUUCCAGUCCCUAAGGUCAAUGAUGACAGUGCGAGCAAAGAUCCCGACUCCCUCUUUCCGCCUCUUCCUGCAUCCCCAAGCAGCAGCAGCAGCAUGGAUUCCGAUGACAAGCAACACUUCUGCCCCCCUCAAACCUGCCUGAAUGGUGGCACUUGUCAUCUGGACCAGUUCGGUCAAGUGGAGUGCACCUGUCCACGUGGCACCUCUGGAUUUUAUUGUGAAGUGGAGAGCAAUGAUCCCCCCUCGCUGCCCGAACCUGAUGUCUUCGCGACGACCGUCACGCCGCACGUGCCAGACAUCAGCUCGCGUCGGGCGACCUCCACGUCGAUCCUGCUCGAUCUCCAUCGCUUCAUAGAAAUGCGACCGUACAUCCGCGGAAUCCGCCUUACCUACCGCAAUCUCUCCGGGCCGGAUCGCAGGCCGAUGCAACUGAGCCUGCCGGCCUCGUAUCCGGAGUACAGACUCAGAGGCCUGAACCCAAACUCGACUUACACCAUAUGCGCCAGUCCACUCGGUGCCCCAAAUGGCAUCGACAGCGUUUGCACUCAGGCGCAUACUGCCGAUGAAAAAAGUGACAGCGUCGCCGGAGCUCAAAUCGUGAACAAGAAGAUGACCACCAUGUUGGUGCCUGCGAUGGCCAUCUUGCUCCUGCUUGUCCUGAUAGCGACGGCGGUGGGGGUGGUUUGCUUUGUCCGCAAGAAAAGAGCUAAUGGCCACCUGGACCUGGACCGCGAGCCCUCUCAGCUGGAGCUGGACGGCGUGAAGGCUGGCGUGGACAACGGGGCGCUGCCUCAGAAGCAGGCAGAACUCAUGUUGCCCGAACCCGCUGUUCAAAAUGGCAACCUGGAAUAUGAAGUGCUGCUACUGCAGGACCACUGCAUCUCAAGCAAAAACUUAUCGUCGCACAAGCCUUCGUACUUCUGACAUCCGGGCAGGACUAAACAAGGAUUUCCUUUCCCAAUUCCGUCCCUCACCGACUAACAGCUGUCUGACCGACGAAAGAAUAACAAUUAGUGAGCGUCGGCCAUCUUUGACUCCACGUAUGUGACAUUGAGCUCACGUUGCCGGACUGUCGAAGGCCAAGUGACGGCGGGGGACGUGCCGGAUCCUCGUCGGUGGAAAUGUUUGUUCAUUCGGGACUCUGCACUAAAUUGCUGUCACGCCGGAUUCGUUUUCCCGUAGCACACGAUCGGCAGCAGCUCAAAGUGGUUUGUGCGGAUAAGGUCGCGGAGAGGUCUUGAUUGCUUUCCUGACCGGAAAGAUGUUUUCAACCGCCACGUCCGUCCUGCUCUUCGAAACCCCUCCUGACGAAUUUGACAACGCUGAGCAGAGGAUUCGGAACGCGGGCGCGAUAAUGUAGCAAAAAUCUACGUCGAAAGCCCGCGUGCUGAAUUUGUUGGCACUAAAACAAAUGCUGGUUUUGUAAAUAACUUUUAUACUUUGUAGUCUUUUUUUGUAUCAUUUUCUACUGUGCAACAUUGUGACUGCUAACAGCCUUUUUUUUUUUUUUUUUUCCCCCCCUCCCGACACGGUCGCCUCUUACGACUAAUGGACGAAGCGACAGAUUAAAAUCUUUGAAGAUUAGAAAUUGUUUGGUACCGGCCCGCUCAAUCAAAGGGCUUUUGGCCCCCACGGUGUCAGACAGUCUAAGUCGACUUACUAAAUCUCCUUUUGCAACAUUUGGAAGUCGCAAGAGGGGGACGUAAUCGGGAUUACGAGCGGGUACACACCAAAGCGCUUGACUGAACCCCUUCUUAUUUUAGCUGCAGCUUAUUGCUCGCUUCAAUCACACCCAACGCAUAUUCAAAUUACACACACACAAAAAAAACAUUUACUUUAUUUAUUGAUUCUCCCUUUGAGGGAAAUGCAGUGUCCCCCCCCCCCCCCCCCCCCCCCCAAUUACUCCUCACGGAUAAACCAAUUUAUUGCCCAAUGAUUCAAAUUCGGCAUGACGCCGGGCAUCGUUUUGAAUCGAAUGUGAAUGCGGGUCAGAGGCAUGACGACACAAAAAUGAAUGAGGAGGGCAAGCGAGAAGUCACUGCAAGUGCGAUUAUGAGUUAUGUAUGACGUAUUAGUACAAGGGGGGCGGAUCUGUCAACGGCAGCGCUCGUGAACUGUCAAGUUCAGCCACCCCCCAACCCGACCCCCUUUCCCAUCCAUCCUUUCGAUGUGCCCCCAUGUCUCGAGUUCAUCCCAACUUCCUCUAUCAACACAUCUGUGAAUGCCCGUUACCGGCAGUAUUUCUUAGCAAAAUCGUCACGGUCGACGCUCCAAACAAAAUAACAAGAAGAAGAAGAAGAAAAAAAGUGCGGCAACUGGAAUAUAUUUCUGUAAAACAGAAUUUGUUGGAAAUGAUCACUAUUUUCGACAUGAUUGUAAAUUGAAGUUUUCCCUGUUUAUUUUGGGAAGUGCCUUGUUCAUAUUGUUGUUGUUUUUUUUAAUUAUUAUGAUGUGAACUCAUUUGUAUAAGUGGCACAAAAGCGAUAUCAUUAAAUGAAGAUGGAAAAAUAAGAUGGGCCUUUUGUGCUUUUUCUGUUGAGCUGGAUGCAAACUGUGCUGGUCAAAGAGAAGAGGGUUUAUUUCCGGCGGACUCAAUGCGCCAAAUGCUAACGCUAAAAAAUAUAAAAGCCAACAAAACACUGCCGCUCGUUGAAAGAUUCUCAAGACGACAAAGUUUCGGCCCUCCCCGGAAACGCUGCACUUUGUUCUGUCGGUUGCGGUGUGGCAGGUGGCGGGAGCACACGUCUCUAAGCCUUGCGGACUAUCAAAACGAAGAAAGAUGACAAUUACGCUACCGGGCCGUCCCUCCUGGUCCUGGCCGUCGCAGUCAAGUCCUGUGCGCGUCUUGAAUGCGCGU